AGCUGCAAACCAACACAGGCCCCGUCGCGCUGUACUUUCGAGCGACUGCCCGCUGCCUCGAGAGACUGGAAAACCACACAGCGCAGUGACAUGAAGACGGCAGCGUCUCAUCUCCUUAGCUGUGGUUUCGCUCUCGUAUCUUAGUUUCCAGUGAGUGUGGGGUCAACGGGGGCACACAGCCAUGUCUCUUCCACUGGAUAUACGCUCUUACCACAAAGACCCCUCUUUGGGCACGCUGGAGCAACAACUCAUUUGUCCCAUCUGUGUGGAAGUCUUCACGAAACCAGUGGUCAUUCUGCCCUGUCUGCACAACCUCUGCCGCAAAUGUGCCAAUGAACUAUACCAGCCGUCUCUCUUCCAGGUUGGAAUUGGAGGACGUUUUCGCUGCCCGUCCUGUCGGCGUGAGGUUGUCUUGGACCGUCAUGGAGUUUAUGGACUGCAGCGCAAUUUACUUGUGGAGAACAUUAUUGAUGUUUACAAACAGGAGUCUGAAAGCUCUAGGCCUCCACCGAAGCCUCCUGCCGAGUUCAACUGUAAGGAGCAUGAAGAUGAGAAGCUUAAUAUUUAUUGCAUCACGUGUCAGGUGACCUCCUGUUCUCUCUGUAAGGUGUUUGGGGCCCACAAAAACUGCCAGGUAGUUCCCCUGCCUGAUGUUUACCAGCAGCAAAAGGCUGAACUCAGUGACAGACUUGCUUCUUUGGUUUCCACAAAUGACCACGUUCAAGCUUUUGUCAGUGAACUAGAAGCACUCCAUAGGAACAUAGAGGAAAACAGCAGGAUCCAGAAACAGAUUUUGUCUGAGAAGUUUGAUAGCUUGUCUGCUAUUCUGGAGGAACGUCGUAAGAUCAUGACCCAACAAAUCACUUCUGAGCAGGAAGAAAAGACUGGCUGGACCCAAUCUUUACUGCAAACAUAUAGUGAGCACGUAGACACAAACUCAAAGUUGAUCCAGGCAGUCCAGAAUGCCAUAGAGGACCCAGAGAUGGCUUCUUUUGUGCAGACCUCACAAGACCUUAUUGAGAAGGUUGGUAAAGCAUCUAAGUGCUUCACUCAGGAGACCCUGGAUCCUGAAUAUGAGAAGAUGGAUCACUACAGGGUUGAUUUUGAAGCGGAGGAGAGAGUUCUUAACCAGCUGGAUUUCAUGGAGAUUGAAGAAGAAGCGGAGGAAACACCUGAUGAACCAGAGUCAGAACCUGAGUCUGAACCUGAACCAGUGCUGACCCCAGAACCUGACUCUGAACCAGAUCAGGAUCUGAAAUCAGAUGGUUCUGAGACGACCAAUCCCACACCGGAGAUAACAGAGGACACUUGCGGACAAGCAAACAGUUGUACAAACAUCAGAAAAGUUGUUUUGUGUGAGAAGAAUGGCUUAAGCACUACACAGAUUGUCACCCUAGGCUUUUAUUUCCUGGGCUUUCUGGUCAUCCUACAGCGAAUAUGGGGAAACAUUCAGUACCUUAUUUUUAUAUAGCAGAGGUGAAGAAACAGGUACCAAUAAUGCUUACAAAUGUUGUUUUAAAUCAAAGCAAGACGAAAGUUUUUUGGUUAAAUAAGGAACUGGUUAAGAUAAACUGGAUUUGCAUCAUGUCCCUAAAAAUAAAGUCACUUACCAAGGUUUCUGCAGACUCACACAGCUGUGAGCUCCACAAUAGAAUGACUGAGCCCUCCAGUGGUCACCAGUGAGAUUUUUCUCUGAUUCUCCUGGCUCAAUGCUCCAAUAAAAAAACAGAAACUCAAAGGAAUGAUGACUUGUUACUGAUCAGAAUGGGUUCUCCACCCUUUGUUUCUUGACAAAGUCUUCUUUGUGUUUGUGCAAAUAAUUAAAACAUUAUGUACACUUAUUUUUGGUUUUGUUUUUUUGUUUGCCCAAAAACAUUGACUAUUCUUAUUGAAAACACAUAUCUACCAAUCUGGAUUGACUUUAGAUUUGGUUGUAAUGAGAUGAAUGGAUGAAUAGUUUUUUAUAACUGAUUAAUUUGUUUGUAUGCGUGUAAUACUAAAAGUUGGCUUGAAUUAAAACCCUGAUUUUCUUUUUUCUUUUCUUUUCUUUUCUUUUCUUUUUUCUUUUUUCUUUUUUGUCAGCAUUAAAUGUUUUUCUUACUUAGAUUUUUUGUCUUGUUUCCAGCCAAAAUAUCUUAAAUAAAAAUUUCUUAAAUCAAGAAGGAUUUUCUAGACAAGCAAAAAUGAUUGUUUUGGGGUAAGCAAAAUAAUCUUAAAUAUUUUCUGCUUGAAAUAAGACUAUUUUGCUUGUUCUAAGCAAAAAGUCACUCAAUUUAUUUAUUUUUUUUUUCUGAAAAAAAGACAAUAGUUUUGCUUGUCUAGAAAAUCCUUCUUGAUUUAAAUUUUUUUUUUAGAUAUUUUGGCUGGAAACAAGACAAAAAAUCUAGGUAAGGAAAGCAUUCUUUUUGCAGUGUAACUGCUUUGAGCAAUGCAUUAUGUGAGAAAUUGUAUCUGCAUCAUUGUCAUAAUAAAUUGCUUUCCUCAUUGUGUCAGACAAAUACAAAUGAGUUUAUUUUUGGUUACAGAGCGGCACACAGGACAUGUAAGGAAAAACACAUUGUGGCCAUGAAUUAAGAAUUUGGUUUAUUUGAUUUAUUAAUUCUUUCCCUCGUUUUAGGUAGCCUGUUUGUGGGCUACGAUUUAACUAAAUAAAAAUGAAGGAAAAAUAUGAUUAAAUAAAUUAAUAAAAUGCGGCCACAGUCAAGUUGUGAGAAGAAUAUUUUAACUCGUGACACAGUAUUUAUUUUUCCCC
Molecule: messenger RNA, 2752 nt
Organism: Labeo rohita (rohu)
Lineage: Eukaryota; Metazoa; Chordata; Actinopteri; Cypriniformes; Cyprinidae
Gene: trim101
Product: tripartite motif containing 101
Exons: 9
Coding region: 182-1471 (429 amino acids)
Molecular function (GO): zinc ion binding
Source: RefSeq, a predicted model, not a curated record